Messenger RNA from Varroa destructor (honeybee mite), 7857 nucleotides. It is a transcript of the gene yps, whose product is annotated as Y-box binding protein ypsilon schachtel. Gene Ontology annotation, molecular function: nucleic acid binding. The record is from RefSeq and is a predicted model, not a curated record. Lineage: Eukaryota; Metazoa; Arthropoda; Arachnida; Mesostigmata; Varroidae.
CUUUUGUGUACUAAUCGGUGCCUGUUAGAAAUAGGUUACGAAAAAGGACGUUAUACUUUCGAAAAUUACCCUCCUCUCCAAGCUGAUGUAAGCCUAACGAAGUUUGGCCAUCGAGACAGGGCGUUGCUUGGUCCGGAACAGGUACCACCUGGAGAGCUGCAAAGGGAGCCUGGUCGUCUGAAACACAAAUUCGGUCAUCAUGACGGACUCGGCGGUGCCAGCGGAGCAGCAAAGCGAUAUUGAGAACAAGGAGGCCACCCAGGACCAACAGCCAAAAAAAGUUAUCGCGGAGCGCGUCCGCGGCACGGUGAAAUGGUUCAACGUGAAGAACGGCUAUGGCUUCAUCAAUCGAAGCGAUACCAAGGAGGACAUCUUCGUCCACCAGACGGCCAUCAUGAAGAACAAUCCGCAAAAGGCAGUUCGCUCUGUGGGCGAAGGUGAAGAUGUAGAAUUCGAUGUUGUCCUCGGAGAAAAGGGCAACGAGGCAUCAAAUGUUACUGGACCGGACGGUGCCCCGGUCCAGGGCAGUCCGUACGCGGCUAAUCGUCGCAGUGGCGGAGGUAACGGUGGUGGGGGACAGGGCUUCCGUGGCGGCCAGGGCGGAAGAUACUCGCAAAGGCGUCGAGGUCCGCCAAGGGAUCGACGGGGCCAGGGCAAAGGUGAUGACAAAGAAGAAGGCUACGAAGACGACGACGGUGGCGACCGACAGUCUGCGCCUAACCGUCGCUCUGGCGGAACCCGUGGCGGACGCGGAGGCGGUGGAGGCCGUGGUGGUUUCCGCUCUAGCGGCAUGAGGCCCGUUCCACGAAGGCGACGUGAUGAUGAUGAUGGCGAAGGCGACGCGCCGCGAAGGGAUGGUGGCGGCCGCGGAGGCGCUCGUCGUGGUGGCGGCGGGGGUGGCUAUGGAAGUGGCGGCGGCGGCGGCUACGGAGGUGGCGGUCGCGGCGGUGGUGGUGGUGGCGGAAACCGAAGACCACCGACCAGGAGGCCCCCCCGCUCCGAUAACGAGAACGACUACGAUGGAGGAAGCGACCGUGACCGAGAUCGCGAUGAUGGUGACAGGCCACCGCGACGUGGCGGCCGAGGAGGUGGCGGAGGCCCACGCCGGGGUGGUGGUGGCGCUCCCCGCUCCGGAGGUUACGGCGGUGGCAACGGAGGCGGUGGACGACCAUCUGGACGUGGCGGCGGUGGACGAGGCCCGCCUCGUGGACGUGGAGGCCCAAAGGAUCACAACGGCGAUGCCGGCGACAACUAGUUGAGGGGGCAGACGAAGCAGUAGAUCAGCGUAGUGGUGUGUGGCCAGCCCCGAUCGUCCAGUUCGGUGCAUUCGACGAUAAACAGAGACGCAAAGACGAGAAAAGAUCAAUUCUAUUACUACUAGCGAACAAGCACCACUUGGCGGUCAGAGGAUGGAUGCCACCGGAGGCAUUCGGGUGCAUCGGGCAGGUAGUACGCCGAACGCGCAGCUUGUCACCUCUGUUGUCGUCGGAACAGCAUUUCCUUGGCGAUCCCUUGGUUGUUGAAGACAGGGCAAAAUCAAGCACAGAAUAUAAUAACGAGGAACGACGGUAAUAACAGCAACAUUAACAAUAAUUCUAACAUCAGCAGCAGCAACAACAGAAAUCAAUUUCACCAUAAUUUCAACAUCCACCUAAUUCACACGGAAACGACACCGAGAAAACUGACUGGUCGAAGCCAAAUGACUUGGAAGAAACGAGUUCAAAGAACAGGACUAAACAACGAGUGGAUCGGACAAAUAAAAGAAUAUGGCAAUGGCGCAUUCAGUGAAAAUGAAGAACGACAGGAAAAAAGGAGGUAUAGAUGCUUAGCAUGAAGCAGGAAUAUAGAAUGAAGAAAGCAGAAAGGUGAUGAUUCAGUGAUAAAACAGAAGAUUUAGUUCUGCAUGCCCCCACGAACACGAGAUGACCAAUCAAAUAAGAAUCCACAAAUGGAUAGACUGAGCGAUCAAUGAUGAAUAAAAUGGCCCUGAUUUGUCAGGACGUCAACACUUUCACAGGGCUAGUGCCGUCAUUUUGCACACAUCGGCAAUGUGAAUAGCGACGAUGCGACAAACGUGACCGCCUUUUCUAAAGACGCAAACGGAAUUUUUCGAAAUACAUCGAGCGAACAAUGAUCGUUCAAUCUGUCCAUGCACCGAUAUCCCCCGGGUCCAAUCAAGCAACAAAGAAAAAAUAACAAACACCACCGUAUUAUUACUUAUUACCAACUUGCUGCAUACUUGUACACCAGUAGAAGCUGUUUGACGCAUACAUAUUACUACAACUCAUAUCUGUGCGUAUCGUAAUAUGGGGGUUACUUAACUGACUGCCAGGUAUACCCCUUCCCCCCUCCCAAAGCUGACAGCUAGAAAGAAACGAAAAACUUAACAUUCAUUGCUGAAUAACAAAAAAAAAAAACAAACAUCGAUGCUAUCUACUUUAAGAAAUGGAAUAGCUGAACAAAAGCUGAGUUGGCUCGUAUCAGGAGCUCAAUUAUCAACGUUGGACAGGGCAUGCAACCACGCUAGUGCCAUAAUGAUGACGGUUGAUGAUAAUAGUUACAACAGUAACAAAAACAGAAAGCGUUGUGUAUACCGUAUAGCAAAUGUCAAAUAUAAGAAUAGUUCAACAAAUGUCGAUAUUGAGGAAGAGAGACAAUGCUCUAUGAACACUACUGCAACAAUCAUUACCCUCAAAUUGAUACAUUACCGCAAAUCGAAAAUACGAUAUAACUUCUACACUUACAACGCUGCCGACAUUUCGAAGUCUCAUGUAUGUCAACUCAUCAUGGCUUCCCUCCCACGGACUGAUACGCGAACACCUGAGCUGGUUGACAGUAGAGAUGUUUUAUAAAAUCUAAGCCGAGUAUAUAAACACGAGUAGUAACGAUAAGAAUAUAUAUACGUGACAACGUUCAAACCCGCGCCGCGCCGGGUGACGUCCCUGUGCACUAGACAAACUAUUCGUUUGUGUAGCACGUUACUUGCCGAGUUGGCUGGUAUGAUGUCCGCCAUGGCUGUACUGUAAGCCAAUGGCGGGUGACAACAACGGAACGUAGCGUGCAACAAACAAUAACCAGUAAUCGCAUCAAAAAUAGCCCGCGCAUCGGAUAACAAUUUAAAAUGCCGAGCAAACUGCCUCCACUACUAUACAUGUCCUCUAUGUCACACCAUGUUAAUCGUAGCGGGCAACAAAUAACAAUAAUACGAAAAUAGAUUUAUAAGCAGCAGCAGCAACAAGCAAAACAGAUAUGUGUCACCAACUUACCAUGAAAACGUCCUAGACAAAACGAAGAAACAAAUGUAAUUACGAUAUCAAAUACAAUGUCCAUCCUCUGCCUAAGCUCCAGCUUACAACUAUCAGAUAUACCUGUAAUUACUGCUAUCACGACUAAUGGUGAUAUCAUAAAUCUUACUAUAUUGAGCACCACAAACCAGUGAUGUUAAGCUAUACCAAGCGUAUCAGAACACAUCUGUCAAUGUGCUAUUGAGAUAAUACUGCUGCAGCAGCAGCAAAUAAUAAUAUCUAACUAUAUAUCGAAACAAACAGGAGCCAAACCGCGGCAGCGUGCAAACUACUACUAUCCUAUUAUCAUGUAAGGAGUAUCGCACAUUAAAUCUUUGUUACAGUAGCGCCGUGCGAUCCGCCGCUUCGCAGAGUUGAACCUAGCAGACGAAAAAGAAGCCGUAUGCCGCUGUUACCGCCGAAAAAUAAACGUUUCGACAGCGUUCGGGGCUCGUCAACGGCGUUAUCUAGGCACCUUCCUAUUUUCGCCCCAAAGGCGGUUUAUAUCAACAACAUGCUUGAAUAUAUCGACCCGCGCACUUGGCUAAGGCUCCAUUUAGACAACCAGAGAGUGAUCUAGCGGUGAACAGAAGAGGGAAAUUUUGUCGUGAGAUAAAUCACAUGUCAGUCGAGACUUCGGAUUAGGCGUUCAUUAGAAGGUUGAGAAGGGUGAUGAACACAAUGAGCCGCUUUGCUAGCCUAUAAGGAUCUGGCGUGUCUCACUUGCAUGGUAAUGACGAAUUGACCUAUCUGUUAACGUAUCGCUGCCCGCUCGCUAGUCGUCAAGAAUAUACGAAUGUGGCAAACAACAUUGACCUUAAAACUAAACUAACUUCGCAUGGAACUCUGCGACGGCAUCGCCGUAGGGAAUAAAGACAAGUAAGACCUAUUAGCCCGAUCAACAGACAGUCAGUCACUACAAGAACAUGUAAUACAAGAUAUACAUACAUUAAUGAUUACGCUGAUAAUGAUGGUAAUAUCGAAGGAGCCAGUGAAAUGUCUCUUUAUAGAAAUCAGCCCAUGAUGAUGCAAACAUGUACGCGCUGCGCGCACGCCCGCUGAGGACCUUUAACGCUAUGAAGAAAUACUGCAAUCGACAAAUGAUGAGAGCACUAAAAAAAUUACUGCGAAGUUGAAUAGCGCACGAUUCCCAAUAACCGAUCGGAAGAUGACGCACAGAAUGAUACAUUGGAUUUGAUACUAAUAUCUGGCAAUCAUUAUAUAUUUGCAUAGUUAUUGCAUGUUCUUUAUGCUCAGUGUGAUCCCGGAUCUUGCUUCUGGCGUUGUCUAGGGUUUUACCUCCGAACUAGGCUGGCUAGCUGGCUAGUGUAUAUUCGAGAAGUCGACAGUCCGACAGUGCGUCCUCAGCGGGCGAAGGCCGCUCCUAACUGCAACAGGACAGAAGCAUCUAUUGUACCACGCGAUAGCCAAACAAGAAACAGAACAAGCCACACAACAAGCUAAGCAGCCACUUAAUAUCGAGUACCGCCCGCACACCCGCCGAGACCGCGUCAAAACCCGUUGCCCGUCAACCCAGUUCGCUGACAAUUGCCGUACGGUAACCGUCUGGUAGGACACUGUGCAUCCGCGUCUGUAUGGCGUAGCUUGUGCUCGCGAUGCCAUCGGUUUUGCCGCGGCGUCGAACCGGCGAAGGGCCGACGGGCGGGGUGCUGACCGGGUGUUACAACUUCACCAUCAAAUAUACAAUAAAUAAAAACGAUGUAAGGCAAGCGCAUCCCAACAAAAGGUAACCAUGUUCCCAGAAAGGUCGUGAUGAACAGACAAACCGAGAACUUUGAUCUCCCUUUGGUAUGUACGCGGUUUCCGGAGGCGCGCGGGCCCAGACCUGGCCGCCCUCUGCCGCCGAUAAAGUAGGACAAAACAACUAUCGAUAAACUAUACGAAACAUACAGAUUCUACUACAGAAGACACCAAUCUACAGGCUCUCCUUUUAAACGAUGAUGAUUGUGAUGGUGAAGAUGAUCCGGACCAAGCAGCAGCAACAGAAGCUUAAAGCAAAUGACGACUGUGAAGAUACCAACGGACCAAGCGAUUUUAGGUGCGGCGACAGGCCAGUUGGAGGGAACCUAACGGAAGCCUCCUGCCUAUCCUGAUUGCUCUCCACCAGGAACGGCAUCAUACAUCAUCUAUUUAGCUCUUCCAAACGACCGGCAAAAGAUGGGAAAACCUGCGUACGCCGUGAGCGCGCGCCGGCGAACUGACCGCAAAUGCAUUCAGACCAAAGACAGAGUAUUCGAAGAGAACAAGUCAGUAACCGACUGACUUAGCUUACGUACAGGUAACCAGCCAACAGCGAGUCUCACAGAACAACUACCAUGGUAAAAUCAAGAGAUGCUAUUGCUACUUCUGGCCCAUGAAAAAACCGAGGCAUACAGGCACAACCUAUUUGUAGUGUGAUAGUGGCGAUGCCCUUCGCUAGCCACCGUUGCAGUCAGUAGUCGUGAAGUACAAACAAGCUUACCGAGUGAGUUUCACCUCUUGUAGACCUCUCCACACAGAUCGAACAGCAGCAACAAAACAGCAAGCAACAGCCCAACCAAGAAAUAGCGAGGAUCGUUCUAAGCUUUCCCACAUAUUCGAACGACAACAGAAAACCCAACAGGACCUUUUAAUCAACAGCGUAUGGCGAUGGUAAUGACUAAGCAGCAACAAUGAUCGACGCCCGAAUACAGAACGCGGACGAAAACACGAUAAGGUCUUCGACUUCGUGAAGAACCGGAUGCGCUUGCCUUGAUCAAUCAACUAUUGAAAAAAAUUACAAACAAAUAAUAACGUACUGUACGUAACGUAACCACCCUACCAACAAACAAUCAACCUAUUGCUAUCAAACAGUGUAAACAAACAGACUUAAGAAACAAAAGGUAUAAAAACGCAACGGUAAUAAUCGUCAAUGUCACAUAAAGAGGAAACAAAAAAAAAUACACACAAUCAAAAGUCUCGAAUCUUCUGAUGGAUAAUCAAAACACCGCAUCAAUAAAUGCCAAUAUCGAGAAAGAUAACGAAGAAAAUCUUUAAGUCUUCAAUAAGGAAAACAAUCGAGGAAAAUUACGUUAAUAGACUGAUUCAAUCAAAUCGCUUUGAUCUCAUCUAUUUGGUAACUGACAGAAUUGAUUAUUCUAUUAUACUGAAUACUGCGAUAUCAAUUCAAUACUCGUAAAAUGAUACAUCGUAGUUUACCAAUAACAGUAAACUAUAAUAACGGUUUCGGUAUAGUCUCUCUCGCAUGGUUAUCUAUUAUGUAUUUUAUCAUGAACCAUAAUAAUAAUCUACAUAUUUUAUGCGUCAUAUCGUAUGUUCGCGUGUCUGUGUUUAGAUAGACGGGCGGCCAAUACCUCUCGUUGCCACGGCGCCCACGCGCUAACGAGCCGCUUUCACAGUUUUCAUCCGAUAUUGGCUGACUCCCCCUGCCAAGGUUCCCUGUAAAGCUUAUAUAUAUAUAUAUAUAUAUAUAUAUAUAUAUAUAUAUAUGAGGGAGUGCCAGCUGUCGGAGAACGCCGUCUGCUGAGUCGAUUAUCUUGUAGACGGAAGACGAUUGCUCGAACGAGAGCUGUCCCGUACCCACCUAUACGCGUCGUACUUAUUUUGCACGCACUUGGGAUUUAGACUGGGAAACACAACGCAGAACAGCAGGUCCGGACUCCAGCAAAACAGCAGCAGAUACCAAGCAAAAAUAACCAUAUAUAAUUUACCGAGAGAGACAGUUAACAAGGGUACCAGGAAUAUAUCUGUGGGUUGUUGGGGCUGCGUCUUCUUCAACACAACAUACUUGGGAACUUCGACACUUCCGCUUUAAUAUACUCUUCGAACAUCAACUCAACGAUUAAGCAGGGAAGUCUGAGCAGGCACAGGAUAUCCAUAGAUGGCAAAGCCACUCACAUCUUCGAAUGAGCAACACCAAUUAAGCAAAAUAUAACCAAGUGUGUUAUGAAUACGAUAACAAUAAGAUCACCAACAAUACUAACGAACCUAAUGUCGAGGCUCCCUGUAAGAGAACGUGAUAGCAACAACAAAAUACCGAUUUAAUAAAACAAAAACAUAACAAAAGUUGAUUUAGAAAAGGAAGUGGUCGAGCUUGUUGAUGCUGAAGAGGACGCAGGUGACCGCGACAGCCAACGCCUAUAAAACUCUGAAAUACAUAGAGCAAUGCAAAUUAAUAAAAAAAACUGUUACAGAAUAUAUAUUUCUCGCAACUACCAAUCAAUAUACCAUACGAAUCUAAAACCCACAGUAAAAAUGAACAUCACAAGCAUCAAACGCAAAAGCCGAACGAAUAGCAAUUGAACUAUUCUAUUGUUGAGCGACGCGAAAGAUGCCGUCAAGACAACUACACGCAGAUAUUAACCAAACGAAACAACUUACGACGACAACAACAACAGGUCAUCUCACGCAACAACAACAACAACAACAACAAAAUGAGCAAGAGUUAAAAACGACCAGCAACACCUUUGACAAAAAACUGAAAAAUGAAAAAUAAAUGUUUGCAUUUCCGGAACGCGGCUCCCUUCCAAACAAGUUUCUAAGGGGCACAAGUAUGGAAAAGCAGUUUAUUUUC